AUGUCGUUGGAUGCGAGCAGUCGACGUCUUAUGAAGGAGCUUCAACAACUAUCAACUGAACCGCCGACGGGUAUUGUGGUGAAUAAAGAUGCAGCUAGUGCCGACCUCAAACAGUGGCGUGUGGACGUGAUAGGUGCUACGGGUACUUUGUACGAAGGCGAGAAGUUUUCCCUUCAGUUUCGAUUCACGCAGCAGUAUCCGUUCAACUCGCCGGAGGUGAUGUUCGUCGGUGAAAAUAUUCCUGUACAUCCGCAUGUCUAUUCCAAUGGUCAUAUCUGUUUAUCGAUUUUGUCUGAGGAUUGGACACCAGCUUUAAGUGUGCAAGCAGUUUGCCUAUCUAUUCUUUCCAUGUUGUCAUCUGCGAGAGAAAAGAAACGACCGCCAGAUAAUGCAUUAUAUGUUCGGACGUGUAAUAAAAACCCCAGCAAGACGCGAUGGUGGUUCCAUGGUGAGUCGCUAUUUCUACGUGGAGUUAUGACUUAUCAAUGA
Messenger RNA from Haemonchus placei, 489 nucleotides. NCBI's taxonomy places the organism in Eukaryota, Metazoa, Nematoda, Chromadorea, Rhabditida, Trichostrongylidae. The record is from the annotation of a GenBank genome assembly.